This is a messenger RNA of Acanthoscelides obtectus, 2758 nucleotides long. NCBI's taxonomy places the organism in Eukaryota, Metazoa, Arthropoda, Insecta, Coleoptera, Chrysomelidae. The record is from the annotation of a GenBank genome assembly.
GCGAUUUCGAAGUUUGGAAUGUAUCAAGCGAAAUGUCGAAAACACUCUUUCGACAUGUGCUGAAGAAGCCGUAGCAGAUAACUGUUGAUGGGGGGAAGGGGAAGUUUUGAGAAAAAUGAAUUUAAAAGUUUGAAGGCGCCUAGACUCGUUGUACAGGCUAGAACAUUCGAAAAAUGGCAUCGAGCGCUACAGAAACUACCAAAGAGUCCUCCACUUCGGGCAGCGGUAGCGGCGACAACUCGGAGACCAAAGAUGAAGAAAAGAAGGACGAUAGUAUGUUUGAGUGCAACAUAUGUCUGGACACAGCAAGAGAUGCAGUUGUCAGUAUGUGUGGACAUUUGUUUUGUUGGCCCUGCCUUCAUCAGUGGCUAGAAACACGACCAAAUCGUCAGGUUUGUCCAGUAUGUAAAGCAGCAAUCAGUAAAGAAAAAGUAGUACCUUUGUAUGGGAGAGGUAGUACAAAGCAGGAGGAUCCACGUGAAAAGGUGCCCCCCCGACCAGCAGGCCAACGUACAGAACCAGACCCAGCCACUGCUGGAUUCCCCGGAUUCGGCUUCGGCGAAAAUGGCUUCCACAUGUCGUUCGGCAUUGGGGCAUUUCCCUUUGGUUUUUUCACUUCAACAUUAAAUUUUGGGGAACCCCGACCAGGGGCCGCACCUAGGGGUACCCAACAACACUUGGAGGAACAGUUCCUAUCUAAGGUUUUCCUGUGGCUGGCUGUGCUGUUCAUAUUUUGGCUGUUAAUGGCUUAAUAAUUUACUAGGAGACCAAAAAAAGUUGGUAGAAUCGGAGAAAGUUCGGUAGUUUUGGUUUUUCUCCUGGUGUAUAUAUGCCCUUACUACAAAACCCCUUGUUUCGCUUCAAAGAUAUUCCAAGAUGCCGCCUAGCCGCCACCUUAAAACAUUAACUUUUACGUCAAAAUAUGCAUUAAUUUCAGCACCCCGACCUGUUCGAAAAACAGGGAGUACCUUUUUGAAAAGCAAUUUGGCGAAAAACCAUAUAUAACUUACUGUCUGAAUUUUUGUACAUAUCGUCUCCUUCCGGAGAAAAUCACUCCUAACGGACAUUUUUUCAUUGGAGACAAAAAACUAGCUUGAAGAUUGUGUUUAUCUAAUAACGAAAUGUAUACUAAUUGUUGAAAAAUCGGCCACACAUAGAUGAAAACAAAAAAAUGUGCCAAGUAUACCACUACAUUUUUUUUUAAUGAGUUACACAAUUCUUGUCCUUGAAGUCGGGGACAUACUUAUUUUUUCAGAAAGACAAAAUCACGUAUUUUAUCAUUUAUUUUCAUCACAUUCAAUGUAUUAAAACAUAUUUCAUAGUAAAAAGAUCAACUUCCUUUGUAGGGAAGUUUGUCGUAGAAGGUACUUAUAUUGCGUUGACGGCUUUUAACGUGUAAAUAGUGAUUUCGGGACAUGGAUAUUUUGAGCAUCAAGCUACCUUUAUAGUUAAAAGUUGCCUAAAAAUCACAUUUUUGAGAAAAUGUGGAGUUGCGCGAUUUUCUUCCGAACGCGACGAUAUAGCACACAAAAAAUCAAAACUACUGAUCUUUUUUGUGGGAUACAACCUAUUCAUCAUUGGUCUAUAAGGCAGAUGGGUUUUCUGACUUUAGAAGAUGGUUGACAUUAUUACUUUGUAUCACUGUUUAUGUGACAAAAAGCUGUGAUUUUAUUUGAUUCUCUCAAAUUUCAGUAGGAAAUCCUUUGUACACUCUUUCUACAGACUUGAUGGACUUUAUGAAAUUCCUAAAAAUAAUGAAAACUACUUAUAAUCAAUUGGUGCACCCUGUAUAUUUGUCAGUAGGUUAUUGUUAUAUGUUAUAUAUAUACAGAUACAGAUAGAUACUUAUUUAUAAAAAUAUAUGAUACAGUGGCAUUAGUGUGUAUUAUGUAUUUAUAUUUUAUAGUACUUCCAAAUGUCACUGCAAAAAUCUGCCAGGUCUCUUCUAGAGACAUGUAUAAAUUGCAUUAAGUUAGUGAGUUUGGAGGCAUUGGAAGUCAGGAAAUUAUUCCUUCUCAAUACAAAAUUUUCACAAGCGAUAAAUAAACAUUUUUUCUUAUUAAUCCUUCUACUAUCUAUGCUAGUAGACGACGCGAAAACCUGUCAUUCGUGGGAGCAAACUAUUUCUUUUUGUGUGAUUUGAUUAAAAAAAAAACAAAUUCGCACCGGGUGACCGCCAACCUCAUGAUUUACACAAACGUGACAAUAAAAAACUAGUUGGAAAAUUUCUCCAAUGUAGAUGAGGUUUUUGCAUAAGGAAAAUCUGUCAUGUGCAACCAACAAAUUCGAAUAGAUUAGAAAGAGGCAAGCCUCAAAGUACCUUUGACACUUGCAAUAUUUCCAUUCUUUUAGUAUGUUCAAGUGUUUGUUACCAUUUUGCUACAAAACUGUAACACAAAUCUUUUUUGAAUGGUGGUGAUUUAAGAAAUGAUGAAGUAUUGAAUAUUUCCUCAUUCUAGUCAAAUCAUAAUAAAGGCAAUGAAACUGUGAAUGCAGAGUUUUAAUUUAUUUGAAAUAACCUUAAGGCAAUAGAGGGUAAUGAUCCUCCAGUAGUAUCUACGAUAAAUUCUAGAAUCUUCUCUGCAACGGCCUGUGUAAAUCCUUAUCUUAUCCUUGACGAAACUCAUUGAUUCUGGCCAAGUGGUAAAACUGUGUAGUGUCUGUAGUUGCUGGGGGUCAAAUGUAGCAGAAUUGCGCUUUUGCACAAAAAUAAAAAAUAACGGUAGAAAUAGUGUUUUAUUAAAUCUUUAUCAGGAGG